This is a messenger RNA of Lacerta agilis (Sand lizard), 1728 nucleotides long. RefSeq names its product septin-2. The transcript is spliced from 13 exons. Gene Ontology annotation, biological process: regulation of exocytosis; cytoskeleton-dependent cytokinesis; cell division. Lineage: Eukaryota; Metazoa; Chordata; Lepidosauria; Squamata; Lacertidae. Gene Ontology annotation, molecular function: molecular adaptor activity; GTP binding; GTPase activity. Bases 120 to 1169 code for a protein of 349 amino acids. Gene Ontology annotation, cellular component: synaptic vesicle; cell division site; microtubule cytoskeleton. The record is from RefSeq and is a predicted model, not a curated record.
GAGGAAGUCCCCCGCCCUCUCCCCUCCCCAGCGCCGUCUCUUACUCCGGGCCUGGCUGCCGACUGCGGUGCCUGAGGAGGUUUUUUUGAACGAGGCUCUGAAAUUUGGAGUGUAAGAACAUGUCUCAAUCUGGUGAGAAAGUGAAGUUUUCUGACUCGGCAGGAUAUGUAGGCUUUGCCAAUCUCCCCAACCAAGUCCACAGGAAGUCUGUCAAGAAAGGUUUUGAGUUCACCCUCAUGGUGGUUGGUGAAUCUGGCUUGGGAAAAUCCACUUUAAUCAACAGUUUAUUUCUGACUGAUCUCUAUCCUGAACGUUACAUUCCUGGAGCUGCAGAAAAAAUAGAGAGAACGGUCCAGAUUGAAGCUUCUACUGUAGAAAUAGAGGAGCGAGGGGUGAAACUCCGUCUCACGGUAGUCGACACUCCAGGAUAUGGGGAUGCCAUUAAUAGCCAAGACUGUUUCAAGACCAUCAUCCACUACAUUGACAAUCAGUUUGAAAGGUACCUUCAUGAUGAGAGCGGCCUCAACAGGCGCCAUAUUGUAGACAACAGAGUUCAUUGCUGCUUUUACUUCAUAUCCCCCUUUGGACAUGGGCUGAAGCCCUUGGAUGUAGAAUUCAUGAAAGCACUUCAUGGGAAAGUCAACAUUGUCCCUGUGAUUGCCAAGGCAGACACUUUGACACUGAAGGAGAGAGAGAGACUGAAAAGAAGGGUUUUAGAUGAGAUUUCUGAACAUGGCAUAAGGAUUUACCAAUUACCUGAUGCAGAUUCUGAUGAGGACGAGGAAUUCAAAGAACAGACCCGAGUUCUGAAGGCUAGCAUUCCUUUUGCUGUGAUUGGGUCCAACCAACUUAUUGAAGUGAAAGGGAAGAAGAUCAGAGGUCGCCUGUAUCCCUGGGGAGUGGUGGAAGUCGAGAAUCCGGAGCACAAUGACUUCCUGAAGUUACGCACCAUGCUGGUGACCCACAUGCAGGAUCUUCAAGAAGUGACUCAAGAUUUGCACUACGAAAACUUCCGGUCAGAGAGGCUAAAGCGGACUGGAAAGCCUGUUGAAGAAGAAGUUGUGGACAAAGACAGGAUCCUUCAGCAGAAGGAGGCUGAGUUGCGCCGCAUGCAGGAGAUGAUUGCUCACAUGCAAGCCCAGAUGAGGCUGAAGCCUGGCGACGAGUGAGACGGUUUACCUGGCCGCUGACGUGGCUACUCAAUGCUCUUAAAAUGGGUCAGUGCUUUAUCUGAAACGGUGACACUAGUGAAACGCCAAUGGAUCACGCCUGGAUGCAGGGCUGGAUGCUACGAGGAGCAGCUGGCGGUCUUGAAGAUCAUAUUGAAAAGCAGCUUCUCUUCUUCUCCCCAUAUAUAUAUAUAUAUAUAUACCUCUUCUUAAUCAUGUUGCUUAUAUCACCCUGUUGGUAAUAAUAUGCUCGUGCUUAUAAUGUGGGACUUACUUUUCCUUAUCUUUCCCUCUCCUUUUUUUUAAGUCAAAAGCAAAUAUGCCAUCUUAUAUGCAGUAGGCUUUGAGAGUAGGUUGAUGAACCAUGUUUCGUUUUGUUUAGCUAGGCUAACAUGAUACCUUUUUUUUCUUACUAAAAGACGCGGUGACCUGUUUACCAUAAAUGUCUGCGGUCUCCUAACUACAUUUUGUUUAGGCUUUGUGUAACCAUUGUGUAACUUGUUGCUAGUUUACAACAUCCCCAUCCGCACUGUGUGUUUAAAGCAUUACCACCCCACUU